AUGUAUUCAUUCAAACUGAACCUUGGCUAUAAGUUAGCUAUGUGAUUACUGAAGAAACUCUGCUUUGUGGCAUGGCUGGAAUUCUGUAGUCAAAUGUAUCACUUGCCAGACAAGUAUGUUCACUCAAAUAAACAAGAUAUAAACGGAACGAGCAAUGUAGUCAUUGAUUGGUUAUGUCUGUGCACAGAGUCAGCCUUGGGGAAGAGUGUUUUUAGUUUGACGGGAGCCUCUCUACUCCAAUCAGAUUUGUGGAUCACGCACUUGCUAACAACAAACAAAAGGUCUAUCGGCCGAAAUCAGACAGGAGCUUGAAAGCGACUUAAUUAUUUCAGUCACAUUAGCUAACGUUAUAUUAUUUUUUAAAAGCUGGCACACAUUCUUUAUCACGGCAUUGACUGUACUGAUAUAUUUUAGCUAGACUAUAGUUUGUAAAUCGCAACGUCGCCUUGCUCCCUAGCUAGCUAGGUAGCUAGCUUGCUAACUGUAUUUUAAUAGUUACAGAGCGAGCUAGCUAAAAACAAUCCGAUCGCCAUGUCCGGGCAGUCUUCGGGCUGUGGGUUUCUGAUGUCGGUUGUGGUUCAUGGGGACUCGACUCUGAACGAGCAGGAAAAAGAACUAAACCAACGACUCAGGCGGCUCUACCCGGCUGUAAACGAGCAGGAAACCCCGCUUCCCCGAUCUUGGAGCCCCAAGGACAAGUUCAGUUACAUCGGUCUCUCCCAGAAUAAUCUUCGAGUACAUUAUAAAGGUCACGGAAAAACGCCAAAAGAUGCUGCCUCUGUGCGAGCCACCCACCCCAUCCCUGCAGCCUGCGGGGUCUACUACUUUGAAGUCAAGAUCGUCAGCAAAGGGCGAGACGGGUAUAUGGGGAUCGGUCUUUCAGCUCAAGGUGUCAAUAUGAAUCGGCUCCCAGGUUGGGAUAAGCACUCGUAUGGUUACCAUGGAGACGAUGGCCACUCCUUCUGCUCCUCAGGCACUGGUCAGCCCUACGGCCCGACAUUCACCACAGGAGAUGUCAUCGGUUGCUGUGUCAACCUGAUUAACAACACCUGCUUCUAUACAAAGAAUGGUCACAGUUUAGGUAUUGCUUUUACAGAUUUACCGCCCAACCUAUAUCCCACGGUGGGUCUUCAGACGCCUGGCGAGGUGGUGGACGCCAACUUCGGCCAGCACCCGUUUGUCUUCGACAUCGAGGACUACAUGCACGAGUGGCGGACGAAGAUCCAGGCCCAGAUCGACAGAUUUCCCAUCGGGGAACGCGAGGGCGAGUGGCAAACUAUGAUCCAGAAAAUGGUAGCUUCUUACCUGGUUCACCACGGCUACUGUGCCACUGCAGAGGUGUUUGCCAAAUCAACGGACCAGGCGGUACAUGAGGAACUAGCCUCAAUCAAAAACAGACAAAAAAUUCAGAAGCUGGUCUUGGCUGGGAGAAUGGGGGAGGCCAUUGAGACAACACAACAGCUUUACCCGACUCUACUAGAAAAAAGUCCAGACCUCUUAUUCAUGUUAAAGGUGCGGCAGUUCAUAGAGAUGGUGAACGGCACAGACAGCGAGGUGCGGUGCCUGGGAGGGCGAAGCCCCAAGUCCCAGGACAGCUACCCCGGCAGCCCGCGGCCCUUCGGAAGCCCCGCCCUGAGCCCCAGCCACUGCACCAGCAUCCACAGCCUCUCCUCCUCCACCAAAGCCGGCGGCUCUCACUCCUACCUGCCAGGCUUUGACAGCAGCUGCAGUAAUGGAGUGUUGUCCAGCAAGCCUCACAGUCACAAGCAGUCACCCCCGAGCCUCUCCAAAACUGAGCUCAACAGCAUAAACUGCACCAGGAACCAGCAAGCCAACAGCUGCACUAGCAAUGACGUGGACAUGGAGAUGGAUCACUAUAGCAACGGUGUGACGGAAUCCUCAUCCAACGGCUUCGUGAAUGGAAGCUCCAAGCACGGUACGGAGCUGGAGGACUGCGAUGCGGAAAUGGAGGUGGACUCCUCUCAGCUGAGACGACAGCUGUGCGGGGGCAGCCAGGCGGCCAUCGAGAGGAUGAUCCACUUCGGCCGUGAACUGCAGAGCAUGAGCGAGCACCUUCGCCAGGAGUGCGGCAAGAACUCCGCCAACAAGAAGAUGCUGAAGGACGCAUUCAGUUUACUGGCAUACUCAGACCCCUGGAGCAGCCCGGUUGGGUACCAGCUUGACUCCAUACAGAGGGAACCGGUGUGUUCCACCCUCAACAGUGCAAUAUUAGAGACUCACAACCUGCCCAAGCAGCCCCCCCUGGCUUUGGCCCUGGGCCAGGCCACCCAGUCCCUGGCGAUCAUGGCCCGGUCAGGGAGCGGAUCCUGCGCCUUUGCCUCCGUGGAUGACUUCCUGCACUAGCUAUGCAAACUCUGGCCAGCGCACCGGACAUUUCCCACGCACGGAGACGGAACGGACCGCGGCUGAGGGAAUAGACAACCUCGUUUUUUAAUUAGCUACGUACUGGGGGACAGGCUCUGAUUGUCACUUAACUUCUGUUUCCUAGUUUACAAAGGCAUGAUGCAAACUAUUCUUGCCUUUAUUAUUAUUAUUAUUAUUAUUAUUAUUAUUAGCAGCCUAUCUUGCAUAUAAAAUCUAUUUGUUCCCAUUUUGAAAACUAGUGUGGUGCAUGCCACCGAUAAAUAAAGGCCCUGAAAAGUAUGCCACCGAAUAAGUCACAUGGCGUUCCAAGAAUCAUUAUUUUAUAGGACCACUCACAUUUACCACAAGAAUGGUAUAUGUGCCUGCGUGUGUGUUUCUGUGUGUGUGUGUGUGUGUGUGUGUGUGUGUAUAUAAAAUAUACAUUACAUAAAUAUAUAUUUAAAAAACUGACUUAUAUUGAAAAAAAAUACUGAGUUUUACCAAACGAAAACCAGAAAUAAGGUGAUAAGUUUGUAUGGACCCUUGGUGUAAGGUACUGAAUGCGGGUGACCCUGGUCAAUGGAUUUGAGUGACUGAAACGUAACUGAUGGUGAAGAUGAAAAUGGUAUAUGAUGUAUUGUGUGUCAUGUAUGAGACUUGCAUCCAAGAAAGAGAUGGUUCUGAUUCUUUAUAAACCUAGGGACGUUACCACCUUGUCUUCUUGAUACCUUUUUCUAAAAAUGUUUAUUCUUGUUGUAAAAACCUUUGCCUCAAAGGUCACCUGAAUGUUUUUCCUUGACAGUAUCAUUCGUGCACGAGACAAAGAACUUGUGCUCAUGCUCCUGCAUAUGUCUGUGUGGACACACAUUUAUAUCGCUGUGGCAACUUUCAGUUUUUUUGCAAGAACAUAUCAUCAGGAUUAAAUUGCAUUCACCUUAAGAGCUUAUGAGCAGUGGAACCACCUCUGUCAUGGAAUCAAGUCCAUAAUGGGUAAUGCACAGCAUAUCGACAUAAUUGUCGGAAUGAUGAAUAGUAGUUAUUUUAUUCCUACGUUUCCAUAAAUCCCCACACUUCUCAGACAGUACAAAGACCAGCAAAAAUAGAAAGGUUUAAAGUGACGUUGGUUUGACCAUUCUUCUUUAAGCAUAUUUGUGUCAAGCUAGUCCUGGAACCUUGCACAACUCAGGAGCCCGACGCCCUCCCUCCUCCGUGCUGCAGAUGUUAGGAGUAUUUUUAUUAUAUUUUUUUCUCUUCAUUUUCUCUUUUUGCUUUCCUAGCCUGACUCUGAAACUCACUAGACUUCCAUUGUACACAUUUGCCAUUGUAGAGAGGUAAAAACCAAACAGUAUUGUCAACACUGUGUGGUAAUUGCAUCUACAAUAAAGAAAUAAAUACGAA
This is a messenger RNA of Conger conger (European conger), 3762 nucleotides long. Its product is annotated as ran-binding protein 9. Lineage: Eukaryota; Metazoa; Chordata; Actinopteri; Anguilliformes; Congridae. Gene Ontology annotation, cellular component: cytoplasm. The transcript is spliced from 14 exons. Gene Ontology annotation, biological process: cytoskeleton organization; cell surface receptor signaling pathway. The coding region runs from base 532 to 2364 and encodes 610 amino acids. Gene Ontology annotation, molecular function: protein binding. The record is from RefSeq and is a predicted model, not a curated record.